Messenger RNA from Coccomyxa subellipsoidea C-169, 591 nucleotides. RefSeq lists its product as hypothetical. The record is from RefSeq and is a predicted model, not a curated record. NCBI's taxonomy places the organism in Eukaryota, Viridiplantae, Chlorophyta, Trebouxiophyceae, Coccomyxaceae. The transcript has 5 exons. Bases 1 to 591 code for a protein of 196 amino acids.
AUGCUCGCUGAUGUGUCUCCUCUGCAAGCGCAGAAGCCCAUUCUGGUGAAGGACUACUCGAAUCUGUACCAGGCCAACGGCCAACAGCUGGGCACAGGAGGCAUCAGCUUCAUGAGGAGUGAUUGGGCGGCGCGAAUCCCUGACAAGACCCAGCUAGCAUCCUGGGCGACUGGGCCCUACUUCCCAUACCCCUACCUCAACAUCACCGGCCAUGUCAAGGUGGCAGUGCCCGAUCCAAUUCCCCUGGACCCUGCUCGGGACGUGCCCCUUGACACCCUGGGCUCCACCUGGAUCGUGGCUGCUGGACCCAGCGCACCAGGACAGCCAGACUACAGAGGCUACCAGUGGGCCAUACUCAGCGCGGGGGCCCCGACAACGCCGUCGAACGGAGCCUGCCGCACGGGGUCUUCGAACAUCUUGCUGGAGCGAGUGCAGACUCGCAACAUCGGCCUCUGGCUAUACUCGCGCAUCCCCGCCGACCCCACCAACCUACAGCUCAUGCUGCAGGAGGCGCAGGCGCUGGGCUUUGACAUCAGCGUGCUGCAGCCGGUGCAGCAGGCAGGCUGUGUGUAUGCCGGCGCGCCUCAGUAG